ACCUGUACCUUCCGGUGCGCUCGCAGUCUCGACUAUACGCAACGUUUAGUGGCUUUCAAUGACGGCUAUGGUAUCCUGAACUUCGAAGUCGAUAUCGUGCCCAACAAAGUACUGGCGAUAAAGGCUGAUAGACUGCCACCGCAGUCGCAUAACUGGUGCUCUAUCCGGUCAAUGAUGAACAACUUUGGCCGCCAACCACUUGCAGCGGCUGCCGGUGCAGCACCGGUAGUCACGCCCACUACUAGUCCGCCGCAGUUGACGUCGUCAUCGGCGGUUAAAUAUGAGUACAAUUACGCCAUUGAUAUCCAACACAUUCCCGAGGACUACGACCCGGAGUCGCCACCAAAGACAUCCCACCAAUUGAUACAGACUUUGAUACCGAAGAAUAGGCAACAAAUCAUUAACCGAAUGGUCGAAUACUGGCCGCAAGUAUUCGGUGAUAAGAAGAUUGACUAUAAAGUCACUCAAAAGGGUAUUGCUUGCGAUUGUCUGCUGGAUAUCAGUCUUGUGGGAAAGACUAGUCAUUAUGUAAGCCUUGUUUUGAAUGGCUGUAAGUUGGAGGAAGUGUUUGAAUGUACUGUCGAGUACUUGUCGUCGACUCCCGUGCCGUUGGAACCAAUGACACAACCUCUGGAGACAAGCGAUGACAAAGUGGUUAACCAGUCGACUGACCAUCAAAUGACCGAUCAAUGGGAUCUCAUUGAAGCAGUGGUUGAUAUGGAUGUCCAGUCUGUGUCCACGACUUCUGUAUCGGUAGAAACGUCACAACGUCUUAAUGGUAAGGUGCACAAAAAGUUGGUCCACCAAAACCAACAGUCCAUCACUUCUGUGCCCUUGGAAUCAACACAACCUCUGGAGGUCAUCGAUGAUAAUAAAGCGGUUAACGAGUCGACUGACCAUCAAAUGGCGGACCAAUCAGAUCUCAAGUCUGUAGUAGUGAUGGCAACGGAUGUCAACUCUUUCUGUACGACUUCCCGAUCUAUUGAAACGCCACAACUUCCUGAAGCCAUCAAUGACAAUAAAGUGAUUAACGAGUCGAUUGACCAUCAAAUGGAAGUCCAAUCCGACCUCAUGCCACUCCUACCGGACCUCCCGUCCCGGCCAUCCCUUCCCUUAAUAGAGUUCAUACGACAGGAGCUGUCGGUGUCCGACCUCAAGACCGUUGAAUUCAGUGUCGAUGUCAUUGACAAACUCAAUACAAAACUGAAGGGACGGUCGAUGUAUACGAUCCACGAGUCCAGUGAUCGGCAAUACUAUACCAUUGACUGC
Oppiella nova is the source of this 1269-nucleotide messenger RNA. The record is from the annotation of a GenBank genome assembly. NCBI's taxonomy places the organism in Eukaryota, Metazoa, Arthropoda, Arachnida, Sarcoptiformes, Oppiidae.